Messenger RNA from Clonostachys rhizophaga, 3498 nucleotides. Lineage: Eukaryota; Fungi; Ascomycota; Sordariomycetes; Hypocreales; Bionectriaceae. The record is from the annotation of a GenBank genome assembly.
AUGUUUUGGAGAUUUGGCGGUUACGCCAACAUCUCGACCAUCGACACCAUCCUCGACAAGCCCGACUUUACGCUUGAGGAGCUUCUCGAUGAGAGCGACUUGAUCCAGGAGCUCAAGCAGCACAACACGAAACUCAUCGAAUAUCUACGAGAAGACAAGACCCUCGAAAGGCUCCUUGAAUAUGCCGUCGCACCACGACUAGAGGUCAUCGAGACCCCUGAUGAAGAAGCCGAGGAUGAGUCCGGGACCAAGGGCAAAGGGCGCCUGCUCCCGUUCUCACGACCCCGCGCCUCGUCGCGUGCCACCGACACCACCGAGGCUGAUGACGACGAGCAGGAAAAGAGGCGCAAUAGAUAUGCAUUUGUUGCCUGCGAGGUCUUGAGUUCAGAUACUUGGUCCAUUUACGAGGCCCUUACGGAAAAUCGACACAUGGUUCGCGAGUUCUGGUCCUUCCUCUCUCGUCCCUCUCCCCUCGACCCUCUGCAGGCCAGCUAUUUUACGAAAAUUAAUGAGUCACUAUUUGAGAAGAAGACGGACGAUAUGAUGGACCUUCUACGCAACCUGCCAAAUGCCGUAGAAAAUCUCCUGCGGCAUGUCGAAUGUCCAAUGAUCAUGGACCUUCUUCUAAAAAUUAUUGCCUUGGACCGCAGUGAGGGCGGGCAAGGAAUUGUCGAGUGGCUAUACUCGAAAAACAUUAUCCCGACGCUGCUUUCAUGCCUGGGCCCUGAAAAUAGCUGGGUUGUACAGACAGCCGCCGGUGACUUUAUCAAAGCCAUCAUUACAAUUUCUGCCAAUGCUUCUCAGAACGAACAGCAGUGCAUCGGCCCAAACGAGCUUACUCGGCAGCUUGUAUCGAAACCUUGCGUCGAACAACUGGUGGGCUACAUGCUGGGUGGAGGUAACCCCUUGACAGUUGCUGUCGGCAUUAUCAUUGAAGUAAUCCGAAAGAAUAACUCGGACUAUGACCCAGACGUUGGGACAGAAGCCAAUGUGGUGCCAUCAAGCCAUGACCCCAUUUACUUGGGAACACUGCUGCGCAUAUUUGCGGAGAAUGUGCCGAAAUUCAUGAGCCUAAUCAUGGACGCACCAUCGCAAAAGAAGCAUUUGGAUUCCACAUUUGGCGAGAAGCUCGAACCCCUUGGUUUUGAUCGUUUCAAAACUUGCGAACUUAUGGCUGAGCUCCUGCACUGCAGCAACAUGGGUCUCCUGAAUGAAGUCGGGGCGGAGGAACUGAUUGCGGUGAGAGAUACAGAACGCCAAAGGCUACGAACAGACGGGAAACUUGUCCAGCCAAAGGAUGAAAACUUUUCCGCAGAUGACCUAACGAUGCGCAUGUCUCAUCCUACUCAAGAAGAACCCCGCCGUCUAGAGGUUACAAAUGCGGACGAUGAUGGCUUUGAAGAAGUCGAGCCCAGCAAGGAGAUGAGCGAAGACACCUCUCAUGAGUUUGUCAAGGCAGAGGCUGACAUCACUCUGCCCCAGCCAGCCUCGGACCUAGAUAAGGAUGAGGAUGACUUUGUGGAUGAACCAUUGAGUUCUCCAAGAUUGACCGUGGCAGCAGAAAAAGUCACGGAGCAACAGUUCGAAAUACCAGAUCUCGUGGUUGCCCCCUUGUCUCCGUCCAAGCCCAAGCCUGCAGAACCAGUUCCAGCCUCUACGUCCACCGUUGAUGUCCCGGCUGCUUCAACGGAACAGAAGGAUGGAAGUGAGUCCAAGGUUGAGGAAUCUACCGAUGGUCCAAGUGUAUCGCAAGGUAAAGAAACGAAGUCACAAGAUUCAGAGGCUGAUGUUACGCUGCCAAUCUUGAGCCGCACGGGCGCCUCUGAGACCGAGAAAAAGGAGCCAGAAACUCAAGCAGAGACACUGGACCGCACCUUCUUCCCUCAUCCUGAAGAUACACCUGCGCCUCUGUUUUCCUCCUCGACGGUAGUCGAAUCAAGCAAAAAGGAACAGUCAGACAGCACCGCAGCUCAUCAGCCAUCCGAGUCUUUCAACACCCCUGAAGUGCAUGUCACUGAAAUCAAUUCACCCGGCCUAGAAUCUACUACUCAGUCGAAUGAGCAACCGAAGAAGGCCACCGAACCCGUUGUGGGAGACUACCUCAAGAGGCAGUUCGUGGAGCAUCGAGUUGUGCCCACCAUUCUGUCUUUCUUUUUCGCAUAUCCAUGGAACAACUUUCUUCACAAUGUCGUCUACGAUAUUAUCCAGCAAGUGUUUAACGGUCCCAUGGAUCGUAGCCACAACCCCACAUUGGCUGUGUCUCUCUUCGAAGCAGCUAAUAUCACAUCAGCCAUUAUCAAUGGUCAAAGAGUUAGCGAUGACUCGCAUGCCAAGACAAAGACCCGAAUGGGAUACAUGGGCCACCUCACUCUCAUUGCCGAGGAGGUUGUUAAAUUCACGGAGCGACACCCACCUGAGCUGUUGUCCGAAAUGGUUCUUGACAGGGUCAUGAGCCAGGAUUGGAUCAACUACGUUGAGGGUGCCUUGGCCGAAACUCGCGAGCGAGAUAAUGCUAUUCUCGGAGGGGUUCGACCUGAGGUAGCCUUGGGUCAUAGAGGUAGCCUGGGAGCUGUUGGCGGGUUGGGCAGCAUUGGCCUAUCUGGCAUUAGCGGCUCUGGCUCUGCUACCGGAUCUAAUGCUUUGGCCGAAGCUGGUCUAAAUGGCGGUAUUGAACUGAGUGAGAAUAAUGGAAACGGGAUAGGGCCGUUCGCCAUUGGCGGUACCAGCCCGCUGAUGUCAGGGUUCGGAAGCAGCAGCGAUGAGGACGAUGAUGAGGACGAGGACGGUGAAGGGGACGAAGAAGACGUGAAUUCCGAGUUUCGUGCCUACACAGAUUCCUUAAACAACGCCGAUGGUUCCAUGGCACCCCCAUCCAUCCCUCCGCCGCCUCCACCACCACCACCACUGAACAUUCCCCCUUCGCGGGCUAGGUUACAAUUGGCUGCGAGGUUAGCAAUGCAUCAGAAAAACAACCAAGCCACAGAGGCGUCGUCGGCAACACUACACGAAUAUGACGAUGAAGAUGAUAGCAACAUCGCCAACCCAUUUGCUGACGGCGAUGAUGAUUUUGACGACGAUGACGACCAAGACACCUUAGGAGAUAGUGGUCGAGGUGCGUGGUGGAGAGGGGUUGUACGGCGGCCGGGAAACGAUGACUUCAAGGACUCUGAUGAUGAAAACGACCAUGAUGACGACGAAGAAUUUGGAGAUUUUGCAAUGGCCGGGGAUGAGAAAGCUAAUAACGACAGCCCGGAGAAUCUGGUCCUCAAACCACUAGCUGUCAACCCAGCUAAGGAAGGAAGCCGAGGGUUGAGUGGGCUCUGGCCAUUUGGUGCCAAGAGCGAGAAGGAGAAGCAUGCAGAGGAAGAUGAUACCAAGGCACAGGGCAUUGCUAUCGGGGUUGAGAAUGACAGCAGCGCGUCUCACCCACCCCAGGUAAUAGAGGCAAAGAGGAGGACUAGCAUUGAGGACCCAGAUGAGGACGAGGUAGUUGUUUAA